Galleria mellonella (greater wax moth) is the source of this 2312-nucleotide messenger RNA. RefSeq names its product protein C12orf4 homolog. Bases 129 to 1742 code for a protein of 537 amino acids. The transcript has 8 exons. NCBI's taxonomy places the organism in Eukaryota, Metazoa, Arthropoda, Insecta, Lepidoptera, Pyralidae. The record is from RefSeq and is a predicted model, not a curated record. Gene Ontology annotation, cellular component: cytoplasm.
CAUUGUCAGUGUCACUUGGCUGUCAUUUAUAAAUAAAAGUUUUGUUUUGUUGUAUUUGUGGGUGUUUCAAAGGGUUUAUUAGUUCAAAGGGUUUUAGAUUUAUUAUUUAUGUAAAUGUUAAUGUAAAAAUGACUGCAGACACUGUAGAUAAUUCAACUAAAACCUUUAAAUAUUCAUUCCCCACAUGUACCAAUGAGGAUGUGUUCUUUAAACUGGAGGUCCCCGUCCAAAUACCUCACGAGGGUUCCAUACGCGAGCUGGUGCAGCGAGUCAUCAAUAUGUUCCACAUACCGGUCUACUUAGAAGACGAUUUAAAUGAGAAACUAGCAGAAUUUGUAGCUGUAGAAACAAAGAAUUUCCACAAUGACAGGGAUGAAAAGUUGUUGGACCAACUCAAAAAUAGUGAGAUCAAUGUGGAGGGGAUCAUUAAAAGCUGGGAGAAACUGUUCAAAGAAAAUGUGAUGGAGUUUGCUGAACAGAAGGGCACUUCUGACGAGGAAGUGUUUGCAGCGGCGUACCACAAGUUGGUGCACUCGCCAGCCUUAGAGACUAUAUUGCAAGUGGAGAACUCUUAUGCCCACACGGUUAUGAACAUGUUGAAGAACCGAGAUGAGGAUAUUGAGAAGCUCACACAGAGACAGACAGAAGAGAUGGAGGAAAAGAUGCGUCUCCUGAACACGUCGACGACGGAGGAGGACAUCAACGAGCUGGCUGGCAGGCAGUUCGAGGAGCAGGCGCUGGUGGCGGGCCGCUGGGGCUCGCAGCUGGACGCGCUGUGCCAGGCGCAGCGGGCCCACCACCGCGCCUGGCUCAUGGCCACCCUCGACCAGUACCAAACUACCUCUGAGCUCAACACGCCCAGUAAUUCUCCCCUCGCAACGUUCUCGCCCGAGCGGCUGCUGACACCGGCGGCGGUGCCUCACCAGCGCAUGGAGGAGAGCUUCACCAUCCACCUGGGUAGCCAGCUCAAGCAGACGCACAACAUACGCAUCGUCGCCAUGGACCUCAUGGACCUGUGCAACGUCGACUAUGUUGACAACCCGAGCGAGGCGUCGCGGCGGCUGCAGACGUCGCUGGCGCUGUACUCGGCGGAGCUGGCGGGCGUGGUGCUGCUGGCGGACGCGCCGCCGCGCCCGCCCGCCGCGCUGCUGCGCGCCACCGCGCGCUCCGCCGACCACCACUUCGCGCCGCUCGACUUGCAGCUGCGCGACAUCGCCGACAGGGUCAAGGAGCCGGUGGCGGCCCGCAACGCUCAGCGGCAGCGGGAGCAGCCGGGCGGCGGGCGGUCAGGGGGCAGCCAGCGGCUGGCGGCCGGUGAUGUGUUCGUGACGCGGCACAGCAACCUCGCCGACGUCCACCUCGUGUUCCACCUCGUCGCCGACGACGACAGCCUGCGAUCUGGCGACAUCACGUCUCGUCAUCCCGCUAUACUGGGGCUACGCAACAUCCUGAAGGCGGCCUGCUGCAACGACGUCACCACCAUUUCACUGCCGCUCCUGUUACGACACGACCUCUCGGAGGAGACGACGGCGGCGUGGUGCAGCCGGCGCGCGGAGCUGGUGCUGAAGUGCGUGAAGGGCUUCGUGCUGGAGGCGGCGGGCUGGGGCGGCGCGGCGCUGCGCACGCUGCAGGUGGCCGCGCCGCCCGCCGCCGCGCCCGCGCUCUUCGCCGCGCUCGCCGCGCUGCUGCCCGCCAUCUUCCGCAUCUCCAACCCGGUCAAGGCCAAGCCGCGCCCCACCUAGCCCACCUAGCCCACCCAGCCCUCGCCCGCGUGCCGACGACGCCAGCUCGGUUCCCUCUUCUUCUUCCUACCCGUACCCCAAUUAUUAUAAGGAGUCAACAUAUCUUUUAUCCAUAUUACAAAAACAUUUGGCUUAGUUUGACGACCGGCCGUCUGCCUGACGUCAACCCUCUUUGCAAAUUGAACCAGGUCGGUUGACUCGUGACGAAUUUAGAAAGAAUCUAUCACGACGGUACUUAGAGAUGCUGCUGCCGAGCACGAGGCGGUCUCCUCUGAAAACUGUCGUGGUCAAUUUAUAAUAAAUCCGUAACGCUUGGGUCACCUGUCAUCCCCCACCGAUAACCUCGCCUGCAUAAAUCAGCAGUACAAGCGGGGUUAUCACUCCGAUUGCAUUAAAAGAAGAAGAGAAUGAGAUGAUAGUUUUUUGAUAUCAUACAUACAUAAAUACAUUCCUUAUAAACUGAAUAUCUAAUAAAUACAUUUAAUGAAAUUGAUAGGAAUAUAAUUAAGUAUACUUUAAUAAAAAAAAUUAUGUAAAUAUAAAUUAUAAUUAAAUUCUAUAUUCUUUUGA